Messenger RNA from Prunus dulcis (almond), 1140 nucleotides. RefSeq lists its product as uncharacterized. The transcript has 2 exons. The record is from RefSeq and is a predicted model, not a curated record. NCBI's taxonomy places the organism in Eukaryota, Viridiplantae, Streptophyta, Magnoliopsida, Rosales, Rosaceae. The coding region runs from base 1 to 1140 and encodes 379 amino acids.
AUGGAGACAAACCAGAUGGCNCGCAGGGAAGGUUCCGAGUCAGAAGAAAGCGACGCCAGACAAUCAGNUCGCGGCAGCACAGGAAGUAGACAUUCUGGAACUAACUCCAGAAGGAUGAAUCAAAUACAGGAGUCAAUACUCCGNCAAGAAGCCACGGUCCAAAGGAGCCAAGACACUCUCAAUAAUAUGACANCAAUGAUGCAAUGGCAGGUUAACAGGCAGUUCCGGAAAGACCGAGAGAGCGCCAUGGCCAGAGUCCAAAACCCCGAUGCUGUAGUCCAGCAGUUGGAUCUCCCUCAUGGUCCUCCACCNGGACUGGCAUGGCCAUACCAGGAAAAUCCUUUAGUUGCACAGAUAGCUGGAGUACCAGAUCACAGAGAAGUCCAGGCUGGUCCAAGAGAGGGAAUCCUUCCUAAUCAAGAGCAGGAGGUCCCAGNNNNACCAAAUGACCUUGUAUUGGUUCAGCAGAACCAGCCAGAACCUCAGCCCAUUCCACCCUUGGUGGUCCAGCAUGAUCAACCUUUGGCAUUUCAGCCAGAACCACCAGCUGUAUUGCCAUAUAGACCCAGAAGGAUGGACCCUAAUCCAUUCCCUCCACCCGCAAGAGGGAGAAGGGGCAGAGGGGGCAAUAACCUUUUUGCUAACCAGGANAGGAAUAGACCGGGGGCAAACUGGAGAAAUCACCCAGAUAUCGAAGAGCAGGAAGGGCACAGAGAAGAACCUCCACUCNGACCAUACAGAAUGGAGCCCAGAAUCGAUUACAUUCAGGCAGAACAGGGANAGAAUCCUCCCCCCAUCAACGCUCUGAAUGAUAUAGGGGCAUUGCANAGAAUGAUCAGGGAAAUCAUGGAACCCGAGGCCAGAAGAGGUGAAAGGCCUAUAUACAGGAANCCAUAUCCAGCCUGCAUCGAUCAAAUACCAUUACCUCCAGGCUUCAAAGUACCAAACUUCACCUUGUUCAACNGGGAAGAUUCCCAUGCUUCCUCAGUUGAACAUAUAGGCAGGUUCUCCGUCCAAUGCAUAGCUAUUGAGAACAACCCUUUGUUGAAACUAAGACUCUUCGGAUCCAGCCAGAAGUCACCAUCAGUGACUUGGCCGCCCUCAAGCAAAGCGAAGAUGAACCAGCCCAAGACUUCAUAA